Messenger RNA from Adineta steineri, 948 nucleotides. NCBI's taxonomy places the organism in Eukaryota, Metazoa, Rotifera, Eurotatoria, Adinetida, Adinetidae. The record is from the annotation of a GenBank genome assembly.
AUUUUCUCAUAUAAAUCCAACAUAUCGCAUGGUGAUACAAUACAUAUACAUACAACAACAGUUGGAUUAUAUACACUUAAAUGUGAUUAUGAUCGACGAAAACAAUUAAUUGAUUCAAUUAAUUUACUUAGUUUAUCAACAGAUACAAUUAUCAAAAUUUUCUCUUCAAUUUUAUACGAACAAAAACUAAUUUUUAUUGCUAAUGAACUUGGUCCGUUAACACGUUUAAUAAAUACAUUUAUUUGUCUUCUCUAUCCAUUUUCAUGGCCACAUACUUAUGUUCCUAUAUUACCAGCAUUAAUGCUUGAUAUUCUUCAAGCACCAACACCAUAUAUAAUUGGUAUUUUACGUUCAUGUGAACAUUAUUUAUGUGACAAUGAUGAAUUUUUAUCUCAAGAUAAUUCUGAUAUACUUAUUGUUGAUAUUGAUCAUGAUCAUAUUUAUUCAAUAAAUGAUUAUUUAUCAAAUGACUCAUCUCGUGGAUCGCUUGAUAAUCUAACUAAAACCCAUUCAAAAUUUCAAAUUCUUCCAAAAAUUUUUAAAAUUGAACUUAAACAAGAAAUAUCAUUUUUACGAAAACAUAAACAAAAUCUUUCACUGGAUGAAUGUCAACAACGUUUACGAAAUAUUUUUAUGUCUAUAUUUAUUCAAUCAUGUUAUAAUUAUAAAGAUUAUUUAAAUCAUAUAUUUGAUAUUGAACAUUUUAUUCAAUCGAAACAACAUACAAUUGAAUUAUUUUUAGAAUGGUUUACUCGUACACAAAUCUUUGAAUUAUUUAUUCGACAAAAACUUGAAACAGAUCAUUCAAAUCAAUUUGCAAUAACAUUUGAUUUAGCUUGUGAAAAAUAUCGUCGAACAUUAAAAAAACAAAUACCAGAACGUAUUACAGUUAAAUCAGUUAAACGAAAAGCAGCGAUAAGAGCAAAUAAACAAGAUCAUCGAUUAUGA